Molecule: messenger RNA, 431 nt
Organism: Oreochromis aureus
Lineage: Eukaryota; Metazoa; Chordata; Actinopteri; Cichliformes; Cichlidae
Product: protein broad-minded-like
Exons: 3
Coding region: 1-363 (120 amino acids)
Source: RefSeq, a predicted model, not a curated record
AUGACCAAGAAUGUAUUUACCAACCACCUGUGGCUUCACUUCUGUAUGUAUGCUGGCUUAUUAAAAAUAACCUUUGCUGCUCAUAUCAUCGUACAGUUCACCCAGAGGCUGCUCGACAAGGAAUUGCCAUCAUUGUGUGAAUCUGAUAUGCCCCAUUCAUUAUGUGGAGCCUUUAUUUUAGUUUGUCGGGAGAUGUACAACACCUGCGAGGGUCUGCAGGUUCUACGACCCUACGGCCUGCACAAAGCUUUAGCUGCUGUGUGGAAAAAGGCUCAUUUGGGAGGAGACAUUAUUGGACAGUCUGUUGAAUUUUGGUGCCACUCCAAAAGGCCUUCUGCUGCUCCAGCAGACAGGAGCCAUUAAUGAAUGUGUCUCCAUUCAUUAAGAUUGUUAACUCAUUUAUCACUGUGGCAGAUGAUGGUGAUGAUGAC